This is a messenger RNA of Prunus armeniaca (apricot), 294 nucleotides long. NCBI's taxonomy places the organism in Eukaryota, Viridiplantae, Streptophyta, Magnoliopsida, Rosales, Rosaceae. The record is from the annotation of a GenBank genome assembly.
AUGAUUGGGUUGAGAAGUUUCUUCUAUUGCCACACUCUCAGCAAACCUUAUCCCAGGCUUGUGGAGACAAAUGGAUCAAUGAUACUAGACGGAUCUUUGAGGCUCCUGGAUGUGUGUGGCAUCAUUAAGGAUGCCCUUUUGCAAACAAAGGAGUGCACACAUGAACUUCAAUCGAUUAUGCACAGAAGACGAGGAGGUGACAUGAGCUUCAUGAGUGAGGUUAGAAAAUACCUUGCCUCUAGGAAGGAUGUCAACAAGGCAAUGAACAAGGCCUUCAAGGUCAAGAAAAGUUAG